AGCUGUCGCUCAAUGUUAAUUGUGCGAAAUGAAGCUGCAUCGGUCGUCUGCGCCGCGUCAUUCGGGGCUGUGUAGGUAGUGGGGCUUCUAAAAACAGCGACUGCUAUUGCGACACGGUUCAAGUGUAUUUUACAGUCUCCUUAAACAAUAACCAUCAGCUGUCAAAUCAACUUCCCUCUCUUCACAAAUUCGACCAGUGUUCAUCCCAUACAGUACUCUAGAGCCAAAUUCCCUAUUCUCGUGUCUCUUUUUGCAAAUGGCGACCCCCAAUCCACUGAAGCUAGAGCCCGUGACCGUUGAGGAUAUCUCUGACAUUACGAACCUCUGGUUCGCCGCCUUUACGGACCCUGAGAUACGACGAGUUUUCCCCGAUACCCCCGGUGUGCGCAAAUGGCUGGAGGACACCAAUCGCAACGACCUCGCCGAAAAGCCUUUCCAGCGAUACCUGAAAGUUGUGGACACGGAAUCAAGAAACAGCCAGGGCCGACUGCGGAUAGCCGCCUUUGCGAAAUGGGAUUUAUCAAUGCCCGUCGAGCGCGGCCAACGCUACCUACCUUGGCAUGAAAACAUGCCUGCACAGCUUUGCGAGGACUUCUUCAACCGAGAGGAAAUUAAUCGGAAGCGUGUGAUGAGUGAUAAAAAGCACUUUUAUUUGGACACGGUUGCCACACAUCCAGACUACCAGCGUCGAGGAGCUGGUGCAAUGCUCGUUAAGUGGGGCUGCGACCUCGCCGAUGCUGAGAAAGUUGAGGCGUAUGUGGAUGCCAGUAAAGAUGGCGCACCCUUGUACGCAAAGUUUGGGUUUGUGGAUUACAGCAACCCCGGCGAAGAUAUUGCCUCAAUGGCUCGGCCGAUAGCUAUUUGAGGAUAUUAUUUUGAAUAGUCCAGGAUGAGAAGGAAGAGGGGGUGACUGGGGAUUUUGAUAGAUUGCUAAACUUUUCCCUUUAGUUCGGAUUGCUUGCAGGAAAGAGUCCACGGGAUUCUAUUGAAAAG
This is a messenger RNA of Mytilinidion resinicola, 993 nucleotides long. RefSeq names its product acyl-CoA N-acyltransferase. Gene Ontology annotation, molecular function: acyltransferase activity, transferring groups other than amino-acyl groups. The record is from RefSeq and is a predicted model, not a curated record. Lineage: Eukaryota; Fungi; Ascomycota; Dothideomycetes; Mytilinidiales; Mytilinidiaceae. The transcript has 2 exons. Bases 257 to 865 code for a protein of 202 amino acids.